GGGGGGAGAAAGGGGGAAGAGGAGGGACCCUGGCAAGUUCAGUUUGAUACCAAGUAGCGACUGGGCUGAGGGGAUCUGCUCGGAGAUGGAUAAGGAUGAGAUCCACCUGCGCAGGCUGCCAGCGCCGCACGCAGACAGGACGUUCUGUGGGGUGGAUUUUCUGCCAGAAGAUCUCAAAGAGGCUCCGGAGGAGACAGAAAUGAGGGUGAACAAGACAUAUUCCUGUCUACCUGCUGAGGAGAAGGGGAUCCACAUCAUCAACAUCCGAGCUAUAGAGGAUAUAGGAUAUGACCAGCAUGAGAGUACAUUAUUAAAUUCCCUAUCCAAAAAUCCAGAUGCUGACUGCAAAUACGGACUCUACUUCAGAGAUGGCAAGAGAAAAGUAGACUACAUCCUAGUUUAUCAGUACAAGAAGUCCUCAGCGGGGAGGACAGUCAUCAGGAGAGCUCAUAAUGAUUCAACUGCCCGGAGCACCAAGCAGGAGCAGCCCCUUCCUGGGAAAGGAGUGCAGCUGGAGAUGGGGGAAAGCGAGCCUCACAUGGAUUACCACGAAGAUGACAAGAGAUUUCGCAGGGAGGAGUACGAAGGGAACCUUGUGGAGGCUGGCCUGGAACUGGAACACGAUGAGGAUACUAAAAUCCAUGGGAUUGGAUUCGUAAAAAUACAUGCACCAUGGAAUGUGUUGUGUCGAGAGGCUGAAUUUCUUAAGCUCAAGAUGCCCACAAAAAAGAUGUAUCAGAUCAAUCAGACUCACGGUCUUCUGAAAAAGAUUAAUUCUGUCAUUCAAAAAAUAACAGAACCAAUUCAGCCAAAAGUAGCAGAACACAAACCUCAGACAGCGAAGCGCCUCUCCUACCCCUUCUCCAGAGAGAAGCAGCACUUAUUUGAUUUGUCUGACAGAGAUUCCUUCUUUGACAGCAAAACGAGGAGCACUAUAGUUUAUGAAAUAUUGAAAAGAACAACAUGUACCAAAGCAAAAUACAGCAUGGGGAAAGGAGAGGGAAGAAAGAAGGAAGCUACCCUUUUAAAUAAAAGACGAAAAUGUGGUAAAUAUGGGAUCACCAGCCUGCUUGCCAAUGGAGUUUACAGUGCUGCAUAUCCUUUGCAUGACGGUGACUGUGAAGGUGAAAAUAUUGAACCUAAUGACAGAAAAAUCCUGUGUGAGGAGUGGGCGAGCUAUGGUGUUUUUUACAAGUACCAGCCAAUCGACCUGGUGAGAAAGUACUUUGGAGAGAAGAUUGGACUAUAUUUUGCCUGGCUGGGAGUUUAUACGCAGAUGCUUAUUCCAGCUUCAGUUGUUGGGAUUAUCGUUUUCCUAUAUGGCUGUGCAACAGUGGAUGAGAAUAUACCUAGUAUGGAAAUGUGUGACCAGAGAAACAACAUCACCAUGUGUCCCUUGUGUGACAGAACAUGCAGUUACUGGAAGAUGAGCUCUGCUUGUGCGACUGCUCGUGCAAGUCAUCUGUUUGAUAACCCUGCAACUGUCUUCUUCUCAGUCUUCAUGGCUCUCUGGGCUGCCACCUUUAUGGAACACUGGAAGAGAAAACAGAUGCGUCUCAACUACAGGUGGGACCUGACUGGGUUUGAAGAGGAGGAGGAGGCAGUCAAGGAUCAUCCAAGAGCGGAGUAUGAAGCUAAAGUUUUAGAAAAAUCACUGAGAAAAGAACACAAACAUAAAGAGAAGCACCGAUAUUUUCCAGAAGAGACAGCAAACAAAUGGACACAAAGAGUUAAGACAGUCAUGGCUGGGGUGAAAAUGACAGAUAAAGAAAAGCUGACAUGGAAGGAUCGUUUUCCAGCCUAUUUAACCAAUUUUGUUGGCAUUAUCUUCAUGGUAGGGCUGACGUUCGCUAUCGUGUUUGGAGUCAUCAUAUAUAGGAUCUCGACUGCAGCAGCACUGGCAAUCAGUUCAACUCCCUCGGGCCGCUCCAGUGUUCGGGUCACCGUCACUGCCACUGCUGUCAUUAUCAACUUGGUUGUCAUCAUCAUCCUGGAUGAAGUAUAUGGCUGCAUCGCAAGGUGGCUCACUCAGAUUGAGGUGCCAAAAACUGACAAGAAUUUUGAAGAGCGGCUGAUUUUUAAGGCUUUCCUCCUGAAGUUCGUCAAUGCCUACACACCCAUCUUCUAUGUUGCUUUCUUCAAAGGCCGAUUUGUUGGACGUCCAGGAGAUUAUGUCUACAUUUUCCACUCCUUCCGAAUGGAAGAGUGUGCUCCAGGAGGUUGCCUAAUGGAGUUGUGUAUCCAGCUCAGUAUCAUCAUGUUGGGCAAGCAGCUGAUCCAAAACAAUUUAUUUGAGAUUGGCAUCCCAAAAAUGAAGAAAUUUAUGCGCUACAUGAAGUUAAAGCAUCGGCAUUCUUUAGACCAUGAAGAGCACAUGAAAAAAAAGCAGCGCUAUGAAGUGGACUAUAACCUGGAGCCUUUUGCUGGACUUACCCCUGAGUAUAUGGAAAUGAUUAUUCAGUUUGGGUUUGUGACUUUGUUUGUUGCAUCCUUCCCGUUGGCACCUUUGUUUGCUUUGUUGAACAACAUAAUUGAAAUCCGUCUAGAUGCAAAAAAGUUUGUUACUGAGCUGAGGAGACCGGUAGCAGUCAGAGCAAAGGAUAUAGGAAUCUGGUAUAAUAUCCUCAGAGGUAUUGGAAAGCUUGCCGUCAUCAUAAAUGCAUUUGUGAUCUCAUUCACAUCUGACUUCAUUCCACGCCUCGUGUACCUGUAUAUGUACAGUAAGAAUGGCACCAUGCAUGGCUUCGUGAACCAUACACUGUCUUCUUUUAAUGUCAGCGAUUUUCAAGCAGGAACAGCUCCCAAUGACCCCAUGGAUCUUGGCUACGAGGUUCAGAUAUGCAGAUACAAAGAUUAUCGAGAACCCCCCUGGUCUGAAAACAAGUAUGACAUUUCAAAGGAUUUCUGGGCUGUCCUAGCAGCAAGAUUAGCAUUUGUGAUAGUUUUCCAGAACUUGGUCAUGUUUAUGAGUGAAUUUGUUGACUGGAUUAUCCCAGACAUUCCCAAGGACAUUAGUCAGCAGAUUCAUAAAGAGAAAGUUCUCAUGGUGGAGGUCUUCAUGAGAGAAGAGCAAGGGAAGCUGCAGUUGCUAGAAACCUGGAAAGAUAAGGACAAGAAAAAAGGUGAAAACUGUAACAAUCACAGCCCCAGACUCUCCAGGAGCCACAGUGGGAGCUUGUCCUCCUGCCAUUCAUACCCUCUUGAUGUCUAGAAGAGGAGGGAAUUGAGUAUGUCGGGGCAUUCCACUGAUACACAAGCCAUUGCAUUUGGGGCAGGACUCGAUUAAUGGACAACCUGGUGCAUGUUGAAGGAUGUGCUGCCAUUUUACUCCCAUCUUUGUGAGAAACGCUCUUCUUACAAACAUGGAGGACCACAGUCUAUUUCUGAUAAUGUGUUUUUUUCUUUUGCACAAGCAGCAAUGCAGGGAAUUUUUAAUAACACUAUUGAUGGUGGUGUGUGUUAAGAAAUUCAGGUACUUAGUAUGUCUUGAUAUUCUCUGAGAAUCUGCCCUUAGCCUAUUAAUUAACUAAAGGUAACUUUUAAGUGAUAAUACUAGUCAUUUAAGUGAUAAUACUAGUAAUUUAAAAUAUUUAAAAUAUUUUUGAAACCCCAGGCUUGAAGGUCUAUGGGAUAAC
Neopsephotus bourkii (Bourke's parrot) is the source of this 3635-nucleotide messenger RNA. RefSeq names its product anoctamin 1 (gene ANO1). Gene Ontology annotation, cellular component: plasma membrane. The coding region runs from base 86 to 3211 and encodes 1041 amino acids. Lineage: Eukaryota; Metazoa; Chordata; Aves; Psittaciformes; Psittacidae. Gene Ontology annotation, molecular function: protein dimerization activity; chloride channel activity. Gene Ontology annotation, biological process: chloride transmembrane transport. The transcript is spliced from 28 exons. The record is from RefSeq and is a predicted model, not a curated record.